GGCCAGUCGUGCGUGUCCGGACAGUCGACGUUCAGACUUCAGUUCGCACGGUUCGGCACGCGGCAAGGCAGCAGCAGAAACAGCAGCUAAAACUGAAGCUGAAGCUGAAGCAUAGGAGCCGACCUACCAUAUCAAAGUGCCACAAGGUGUGCGUCUGUGUCUGUGUCGGUGUCUCUUUCGGCGUCUGUGUCUGUGUGGGUGUCGGUAACGGUAACGGUAACGGUAUCGCUGUCGGUGUCAGAGUCUGUGCCGAUCGAGAAUUCUUGUCGGACGCGCGCGUCUCCUCCAAGUGUGCGUGUGUGGGUGGAUGACCAUCGGGCCAAUUAAUCAUUCAAGCCUGGCCCCCGAAUUGACUUUCAAUUUUUCGUAAUUUGCCUGAUUGAUGCACGGACCUGAGCAAUUUCCGGUCCCAGGGUCCGAGUUCAGGGCAGUGCUCCUGGCCUCUGGCUGCUGCUGCUGCAGCUAUGAAUAAACAGAACAAACAGCUCGGAAAAUUCCAAACGAAUACCAAGUGAAGAUCUGCAAAAUAGUGUGGAGUGGAGUGUGGACAAAUUGCAAAUCAAUCAAAGUCUAUUAGCGAAAUGCUGCAACUGCAUUGCCGUAUCCGGGCAACGGGCUCUUUCUGCCGCCAAUCCUGCAACUGAGGCACAAAGCGAACGCACCGCAGAGGGCCUGGGCCGUGCCCCUCCCCUUACCAGACCAGACCAGAAUCCCCGCCUCCUGCCCUCCUUCCUAAUCAGCAGCCAGACAGCCUACCUACCAUCCAAAUGACAAAUGCAAUGAGUGCUCUUGCAGCGCUCGCUCUAACAGCGGCCGGGGCAGCGGCAGUGGCUGCAUCUGCGGCCAGCGGCAGGAGCAACCACAGCAGUCCCUUCCUGACCAACAGCAACAGCAGCCACACCACCACUGCCGCCGGUAGCAGCAUCAGCGGAAGCGGCAUCAGUCGGAAUGGCACGCUGCUAGAGGCCGAUCACCUGCCGUUGCAGUUGACAACCGCCAAGGUGGACAUGGACUUUGAAAUCGACAUACAACUGCUGACCAAUGGCUAUGAUGGCACAACGCUGACAUCGUUCUACAAUGAGAGCAGCUGGACAAAUGCCUCCGAAAUGGAUACAAUAGUUGGCAUCUUCCUAUCGGUGCUGAUAUUCCUAUCCGUGGCCGGGAAUAUUCUCGUCUGCCUGGCCAUCUACACGGAGCGCAGCCUGCGACGCAUCGGCAACCUGUUCCUGGCCUCAUUAGCGAUUGCGGAUCUGUUUGUGGCCUCCCUGGUGAUGACAUUCGCCGGCGUCAACGAUUUGCUGGGAUAUUGGAUCUUUGGAGCGCAAUUUUGUGAUACUUGGGUGGCCUUUGAUGUCAUGUGCUCGACGGCGUCAAUUCUGAAUCUGUGCGCCAUAUCAAUGGACCGCUACAUUCACAUCAAGGAUCCGCUCAGAUAUGGCCGCUGGGUGACACGACGCGUGGCUGUCGUUACCAUUGCCGCCAUUUGGCUGUUGGCCGCAUUCGUCUCGUUUGUGCCAAUCUCCCUGGGCAUCCACCGGCCCGACCAGCCGAUGAUAUUCGAGGAUAAUGGCAAGAAGUAUCCGACAUGCGCCCUGGAUCUCACGCCCACCUAUGCCGUCGUCUCCAGCUGUAUCAGUUUCUACUUGCCCUGUGUGGUCAUGAUUGGCAUCUACUGUCGUUUGUAUUGCUAUGCUCAGAAGCAUGUCAAGUCCAUCAAGGCAGUGACCCGACCCGGGGAGGUGGCCGAGAAGCAGCGCUACAAGAGCAUUCGUCGCCCCAAGAUGACGCCCAAGAAGUUCAAGGUGCGCAAUCUGCACCACAGCUCGCCGUACCACGUCUCGGACCACAAGGCGGCGGUGACUGUGGGCGUGAUUAUGGGCGUGUUCCUCAUCUGCUGGGUGCCCUUCUUCUGCGUGAAUAUUACGGCGGCGUUCUGCAAGACCUGCAUCGGCGGACAGACCUUCAAGAUCCUCACCUGGCUGGGCUACUCGAACUCUGCGUUCAAUCCAAUCAUCUACUCGAUCUUCAACAAGGAAUUCCGGGACGCCUUCAAGCGCAUCCUGACCAUGCGCAAUCCCUGGUGCUGUGCCCAGGACGUGGGCAACAUUCAUCCGCGGAACAGCGACCGCUUCAUCACCGACUAUGCGGCCAAGAAUGUGGUCGUUAUGAACUCGGGCCGCUCCAGUGCCGAGCUCGAACAGGUCUCUGCGAUUUGACCAAAAGGCGGCUACACCGGAGCCAACUGGCUGCCGUGCUGCUACGGCUGCGGCUGUGGUGGCCUCCGGGUGGAUGAUGACGAUGACGGAGCACUCACCUCGCGCUAUGUUCCAUGAGAUUCGGUCACGGCGCCAACGGCCACCAUUGUGGAGACCGUCGAGGCCGCCCAAAUGGAAACGGAGUUGCUCUAAAGCCACAAACACUGCGUUCCUACUCGCCACCAACUGGAUCUCUCACACGAAACCAAAGCAAUCCCGAGUCCCUCCUUCCUACCAACAUUAGUGACAGACCCCACAACAUCCUUCAAAAAAAAUCGAAAGCAAAAUGGAAACCUGUAAGUAUUAUCAGCGCGUCGCAGAGACAAAGCAAUCAACUAUGCGUAUACUUAAUCGUAUCUAGCAUUAAGGCCCCAUCCCUAGUAGAGUCCUACACAACCACAAACGACGCCCAAGACGUGAUUAGGUCUAAGAUCUUACCCCGCACCCCUCACUCCAAAGAGUUUUCUGUCCAAGUUCCUGUUUGGUUAUUCAUGGCAGUUUUUGCAAUCGUUUGGGAUCCAUGCAAAUGCGAUUAUUAUAGAGUGACACAUGUCACUUACCACACUCGCACCAACACACACAUUCACACACAAAUACACAUUUACAUUGGCUGUCACAACAGUGUCCUGUAGGAGCAGGAGAAAAAACGCUGCACACAUCGCGGCGCU
Messenger RNA from Drosophila subobscura, 2923 nucleotides. It is a transcript of the gene Dop1R1, whose product is annotated as dopamine receptor 1. Gene Ontology annotation, cellular component: membrane. Gene Ontology annotation, biological process: adenylate cyclase-activating adrenergic receptor signaling pathway. NCBI's taxonomy places the organism in Eukaryota, Metazoa, Arthropoda, Insecta, Diptera, Drosophilidae. Gene Ontology annotation, molecular function: G protein-coupled receptor activity. The transcript has 7 exons. The record is from RefSeq and is a predicted model, not a curated record. The coding region runs from base 768 to 2216 and encodes 482 amino acids.